Pieris macdunnoughi is the source of this 216-nucleotide messenger RNA. Lineage: Eukaryota; Metazoa; Arthropoda; Insecta; Lepidoptera; Pieridae. The record is from the annotation of a GenBank genome assembly.
AUGAAGUUAAGAAACGCCGACGUGUACUCGAAUUUCAACCUUAACGUCAUAGACAUACUUGAUAACGCGAUCAUUGUGUGCGCUAGACUUGACGGCGGCGGCCUCGUGCGCCCGCGACGUACAGCCAGACCGUUCGGCGCCUGCGCACAAAGGGCUCAUUGUAUUCUGUUCAAUUCUUUGGAACGGACCCUAAUGUUUUUUUUAUCAAAUUCUUGA